UGUGGAUUAAUCCCAAAAUGUCCAGCAAUUACAGACUACUGGUGAAGAAUGCCAAGCAGGUGGUUCUUAUCUGCAACAAUGGGGAAAAGUACCUGACAAAGAAUGGGAUGCAAAACCUUUGUGUGAUUGAAAAUGGCAGCAUUGUCAUUGGAAGUGAUGGGCUGAUCAAAGCUGUUGGGCCUGCAGACACCAUCAAGACCCAGUAUUCAGAAGCGUCUUUUGAUGAAGUGAUCGAUGCCGCAGGGAUGUGUGUUGUGCCUGGGCUGGUUGAUGCACAUACCCAUCCAGUUUGGGCCGGUGACAGGGUGCAUGAAUUUGCCAUGAAGCUGGCGGGUGCCACCUACAUGGAUGUGCAUCGGGCCGGUGGAGGGAUCCACUUCACUGUGGAGCACACUCGGGCGGCACCAACCUCCCAGCUGCUGGUCUCCCUGACCAACAGGCUGGCUCGGAUGCAGCGGGCCGGCACCACCACGGUGGAGUGUAAGAGCGGCUACGGCCUGGAGCUGCAGACCGAGAUCAAGAUGCUGGAGGUGAUAGAGGCGGCCAGACGCACCCUGCCCAUCAACAUCUCCUCAACGUACUGCGGAGCCCAUGCAGUGCCCAAAGGUAAAACAGCGGCAGAGGCCACAGAGGACGUACUGAAGGUGCAGCUGCCACGGCUCAGACAGCUGAUGUCCGCUGGCACUUUGAGGGUGGACAACAUUGAUGUAUUCUGUGAGAAAGGAGUGUUUGACCUGGGCUGUACACGCUCCAUCCUGCAGGCCGGCAGAGACAUGGGUCUCAACAUCAAUUUCCAUGGAGACGAGCUCCAUCCCAUGAACUCUGCUCAGUUGGGGGCAGAGCUCGGAGCCUUAGCCAUCAGUCACCUGGAGGAGGUCACAGAUGAGGGCAUCGCUGCCAUGGCAGCCGCAAAAACUGCUGCUGUCCUUCUGCCGACUACAGCCUAUAUUCUACGGCUGCCCCAGCCUCGGGCCAGGGACAUGUUGGAGGCUGGAGUAAUUGUGGCCCUAGGGAGUGACUUCAACCCUAACGCCUACUGCUGCUCCAUGCCAAUGGUCAUGCACCUGGCCUGUGUCAACAUGAGGAUGUCCAUGCCUGAGGCUCUGGCUGCGGCCACCAUCAACGCGGCCUAUGCCCUCGGGCGCUCCCACACACAUGGCUCCCUGGAGGUGAACAAACAUGGAGAUCUGCUGGUCCUUAACACCUCAAGAUGGGAACAUCUGAUCUACCAACUGGGAGGACACCAGGAGCUCAUCCGUUACGUUGUCAUCAAAGGCAAUAUUGUUUAUGACAACGACAAAACCAUGGACUUCUAACCAGAGAAAAGAAACUCCCUGCUCUCUGCAGCCAACUUCAUGAUUAGUGAACAUGUGAACAGCUCAGUCAGCCAUGGAUUCAGAGUAGUUAGAGUCGCUUAUCAGUCAAGUUUUUUGGAGAUGUGAAGUUAAUAUUAACCUGCAAAAUCAGCUGCCCAGUUGAGGUCACUGGAACAGGAUUAUGUGCAACUGCAGGCUCAUGAAUCAAUAAUGUAACAGUAUGCUCCAGAAACCUUUUUUUGGAGAUGAAUAUGUAACUUGUUUAUAAGUUGUUUGCAACAUUGCAGUAUACAUUUGUCUCAGGAUUAGUUUCCAACCAUUCUCUCCUGUAAUGUCCUGUCUGUCUUUCUUCUCCACUCAACAGAACUUGCCCUCUCCAUGCCCUCUCCUUCAAUUGGUCAAUAAAGCUCAUUAUAGGUCAACUUUUCAGUUACUGAAUGAACACUGUAAGCAGAGGAAUUUCAUUAUCUCCUCAGAAACAGGUGGAAUGUUUGCCUUCUCAAGGAAUCAAAGAGUUUUUUGAUUGGACUGAUUUGACCUAUGUUUCAUUGUGCAGGGA
Myripristis murdjan (pinecone soldierfish) is the source of this 1875-nucleotide messenger RNA. RefSeq names its product amidohydrolase domain containing 1 (gene amdhd1). The transcript is spliced from 9 exons. Gene Ontology annotation, molecular function: imidazolonepropionase activity. Bases 18 to 1316 code for a protein of 432 amino acids. Gene Ontology annotation, cellular component: cytoplasm. Lineage: Eukaryota; Metazoa; Chordata; Actinopteri; Holocentriformes; Holocentridae. The record is from RefSeq and is a predicted model, not a curated record.